AUGGACUUCCACGUGUAUCCACUUCCAGGAGGGGCCAACGCCUUGUGUGCUCCCGAGUACACAACGUUGGCCACCAGCGACUGGCCAGAGCCUGGCAGUCCGCUCCUCCCGCUUCUCACUGAUGAUGGCAGCACAUCCCCCGAUAGUUUCAUCGAAGCUUCUUUAUCUUCUGUCUCGCCAGCAGAUACAAAUUUUAAUUUAGGUGUCAGUUUUUAUUCCGAAGUUCCAAAUGACGUUGUGGAUCUAAUCAUGGAUUAUUCGGAAUCCAAAUACCCCGAGGAAGUUUUUCAACAGUUGGACUCAUUCCCUGUACCAAAUAUACGGCGGGAGCCUACUGUUGAAGACGAUGUACAAAAUACUGAAGAGCUGGCUAAUCCACAAGUACUUCGAAGGCGGGUAACCAACCGUGAGGCUUCGUUCCGAUACCGUCAAAAGUUGAAGCAAAAAACUAGCCAAUUACAGGAAGAGUUGAAUAACGCAUUUGCUGCAUAUCAGCGCGCCAAAGCGGCCUACGAGAAAACUGAACAAACUUUCGAAGUGACCGAAAAGCUAAUUCGCGGCCUGCUGAAGUUGCACGACUGA
Echinostoma caproni is the source of this 582-nucleotide messenger RNA. The record is from the annotation of a GenBank genome assembly. Lineage: Eukaryota; Metazoa; Platyhelminthes; Trematoda; Plagiorchiida; Echinostomatidae.